Oreochromis aureus is the source of this 4925-nucleotide messenger RNA. It is a transcript of the gene ptprc, whose product is annotated as protein tyrosine phosphatase receptor type C. Gene Ontology annotation, molecular function: protein tyrosine phosphatase activity; protein binding. Gene Ontology annotation, biological process: negative regulation of protein kinase activity; positive regulation of peptidyl-tyrosine phosphorylation; protein dephosphorylation. The record is from RefSeq and is a predicted model, not a curated record. Lineage: Eukaryota; Metazoa; Chordata; Actinopteri; Cichliformes; Cichlidae.
CCACUCGCUUGACUCGAAACCAAAGGCGAGGUUUAGAGUUUGGGGAACAAGUCCAGGAAGCUGUGUCAACCGAUAAGACAGAGAACUUAUGUAGCUUUAACAAAGACAGCUUUUUCUAUGUUAGCUUUGAAUUGAGGUAAGAGUUGGAAAUACGGUUUGGCGUGCGACGAUCUGCCGGCUGGUUUCACUGCACGGUGUGUGGCUGUACACACCCUGACUCCUGGACAUGGCAGGUCUUUGGGGUCUGAAGAUCCUGCUGUUCUGGGCCGGGAUCAUCGGUUUGGCCUACUCUCAAGUCCCCACAACCUCCUCACCUCCAAGCACGACCACAAGUCCUGUAACAGACACGCCGGUCGCCACCUCACCUCCAAGCACGAGUGCAAAUCCCGUAAUAAACCAGUCAGUCUCCUCCUCACCUCCACUCACUGUGAAUCCUUCCACGGUCACAGCAUCUACUUCCACAGCACCUGCUUCCACAGCACCUGCUUCCACAGCACCUACUGCCACAAUCAAAGUCAUUCCAACUACCAAUUCUUCAGUUAGUUUGACAAAUAACUCCUCCUCUCAAUUAAAUUCUUCAUUUCAAGAAUCCACUUCAACUACUAAAUCUGCAAGCACUCCUCCUCCAAUCACCUCGAAAGAGAUCUCACCCACAUCCAAUACAUCCAGCAUCCAACCAGCCUCUCAGGCAAACAGCUCUCCCACCCAGACCUCACCUCCAGGCACUCCGCCCAGCACCACAGUGACAGCUACAACCAAAGCCUCUCAGCCUCAAAACUGUUCUUACACCGUCACAUACAACAACAUCUCUGGUGUGCAGAUUGAAAUAAAACCCUCUCGUAACUACACACUGACUGUUUUUGAAGAAGGACGACCACAGACUGGAAAGAAAAUCCAAACUGAUCACUUAAAGCAAAUCCCAGUGGGGAAAACUGGACACCUGAAGCCGUGCACUGAUUACAGUCUUAGUGUUUCAUUUAUUAAUGAUGCUGGAAAUGAAAUAUUCUGUAACUCUACGGAAAAUAAAUUUAGAACAGAUCCAAUGAGUAAAGGAGACGUUAAAGAAACCAGCUGCAUCCCUGGAUAUGUUUGUUAUGGAAGUGACUGGGACAUCAGCUCUUCAAUAUCAACACCAAAUAAACAUUUAGUUAAACAGUGUAGAAAUGACAGUCAAACAGUCUGUGUCAGACCUGCUAACGAGGACAUUUGCUCAGAUUUGAACGUAACCUUUACUUCAGGAAGCUGUGUGAAUUCUUCCUUUAGCUUCACCAAAAGCAUCAGUGUUGAUUUCUUAAAUCCCAGUGAAAUACAGCAGAUUGAACCCACUGGACUUCCUGCAGAAAUAACCACAACAUUACCAAAGUGUAAAACCUCUCAGUUAGUUACACCUGUUCAGGUAAGUGCAAACCUUACGAAAAAACACAACCCUGAUGUUGUGAAACUGUCUGAGCUGGAGCCGUUCACAGACUACAACUGUACUGGUCUGAUCUUACAGAACAACACCAGCAUAAAUAAGACGACUCCAUCUGUCCAAGUCAGGGUUGUUUGUGAUCUUACAAUAACCUACACAAAGAAUGAUUCAACCAGUACUUCCAUUGAGUUCAGCUGGACAACAACCAGUAAGAACUGUCAACAGGAGCUUCCCAACUUUCAUAAGCUUUCUUAUGACUGCAGUUGUCAGAAACACAGUCCAAAACCAGCACCUGCUGCAGUCACUCAGCUGAAAUUACAUGUUCACGAUCAUAAUACGAUCAAAGUGAGCUGGCACAGACCCUCUACAUUCAACGGACCUGAGGAAAAAUACAUAAUACAACUAAAAACAGCUGAUGAUAAGGAAGUGAGAAAGAAGGGGACGCAGAGUUGUACAAAAUGUGAAGUUGAAUUCAAAGAUCUGAGCUACUCUACGACCUACAAAGUGAAGGUGACGGCUCACAACGGACACUAUGAGAGUGACCCUGAAAUAAACCAAAUCAGCACUUUCUACAACGACAAAGCUGUUAUUGGGUUUCUGGUCUUCCUCAUCAUCCUCACGUCUGUGGCUCUGCUUUUUGUCAUCUAUAAGAUCUACAUUUUAAAACGCAGAAAGCACCAGGACUCGGGUGAAAAUAUUCAUCUUAUUUCAACAACAAAUGAUGAAGAAAACCUGUUGCUUGUUGAGCCCAUCGCAGCAGAGGUCCUGCUGGAAACCUACAAGAGGAAGCUCGCUGAUGAGGGGAGACUUUUCCUGGCUGAGUUUCAGAGCAUCCCCAGAAUUUUCUCAAGAUACACGGUGAAAGAGGCCAAGAAGUCCUGCAAUUCUGUCAAGAACCGCUACGUGGACAUUUUGCCCUAUGAUUAUAACCGUGUGCAGCUAACCACAGGAAAUGGGGAGCCAGGAUGCGACUACAUCAACGCCAGCUUCAUUGACGGAUUCAAAGAGUCCAAAAAGUACAUCGCAGCUCAAGGACCAAAGGAAGAAACUAUAAAUGACUUCUGGAGGAUGAUCUGGGAACAACAGUCCUCAAUCAUCGUCAUGGUAACACGAUGUGAGGAGGGAAACAGGGUCAAGUGUGCUCAGUACUGGCCGUCUCCUGACCGAGAGACUGAGCUCUACGAGGAGUUUAUUGUGAAGCUGAACUCAGAGGACCACUACCCAGAUUACACCAUCCGCCGUCUCAGCCUGACAAACAAGAGAGAGAAGAACUCAGAGAGGGAGGUGACCCACAUCCAGUUCAUGAGUUGGCCCGACCACGGAGUCCCCGGGGAGCCACACCUCCUCCUGAAACUGAGGCGGCGCGUCAACGCCUUCAAGAAUUUCUUCAGUGGGCCGAUCGUUGUUCACUGCAGUGCGGGAGUCGGCAGGACAGGAACCUACAUUGGCAUCGAUGCCAUGAUGGAAGGUCUGGAGGCAGAAGGCAGAGUGGACAUCUACGGUUACGUGGUCAGACUCCGCAGACAGAGAUGCCUCAUGGUCCAAGUCGAGGCCCAGUACAUCCUGAUUCACCAGGCCCUGCUGGAGCACAACCAGUUUGGAGAGACAGAGAUCAGCCUGUCUGAGCUGCACAGCGCAAUGAACACGCUCAAAGAGAAAAACUUAGACAACGAGCCCACGCUCAUGGAGGAGGAGUUUGAGAGACUCCCCACCUUUAAAAACUGGAGGACGUUCAACACAGGAGUGACCGAAGAAAACAAGCAGAAGAAUCGUACUUCGUCGGUCAUCCCCUAUGACUUCAACCGAGUGUUCCUGAAGCUGGAUGAAGGACGAAGUCAGGACAGUGACCCUGACGAGGAUGAGGAGGAGGAAGAUUCUUCAGAUGAAGAGGAUGAAGACUCCACUCAAUACAUCAACGCCUCGCACAUCACGGGAUACUGGGGCUGCCGUGCCUUCAUAGUGGCGCAGACCCCACUGGCAGACACCAUGGGCGACUUCUGGUCGAUGAUUCACCAGAAGAAAGUUUAUACUGUUGUCAUGCUUUCAGACAGCAGUGAAGGAGACACGGACUGUAUUUACUGGGACAAAGAGAAGAAGAGUUUUGGGGAGAUUGAGGUGGAGGUGACGAGCACAGACAACUCGCCAAAUUUCAUCAGACGCACCAUGCAGAUCCGCCACGCCAAGAGGAAAGACAGACGGGAGAUAAACCAUUUCCAGUUCCUGAAGUGGACGAACAAAGAGGUGCCAGAGAAACCUCAAGACCUCACAGACAUGAUCAAGGACAUCAAGCAAAACUGCGGCACCAGCAAAUCACAGAGGAACAAUCCCAUAGUGGUCCACUGCGAUGACGGCUCGUCCCGCUCGGGGGUUUUCUGCGCCCUGUGGAACGUGCUGGACAACGCUGAGAGCGAGAAGCUGGUGGAUGUUUUCCAAGUGGUCAAAACGCUGCGCAAAGAGAGACAGCGCAUGGUCUCCAGCCUGGAGCAAUACCAGUUUAUAUAUGAUGCCGUGGAGGCUGUGUUCCCCGUUCAAAACGGGGAAGUGAAACCGGUGCAGGCCUCCGCGGCCGACUCGGUGCAGAUCGUCAACGAGACGAAAGCGGCCGAGCAGAAAGACGAAGUCAAGGCUGAGGAGCCAGCCAGCACUACCAGCAAUGACCAGCAGGCGGCAGCAGAGAGCACUCCUCUGGUGUCUGACGGAGACAAAGAAGAGAAGAAAGAGGAGGCGGAGAAAGAGGCCCCACCCACGGAGACCACGCCGCUGGAUGACACCAGCAACGGUCCCACUGUCACGGUGGAGGUGUGAGGGUGACGGCCGUGACUGUGUCCACUGAUGGAAAUAAGCGCUUCAGUUGUUGCUUUUUUAAAUUACCUUAUGAAUGUAUAAACAUUGUAAAGCUUUUGGAUUUGUGGAAGAAUUUGACCAAAUGUCUCAUGUCAGUUUCCAAAAUGUUUGAUUUAAAUUAAGUUAUAAAUGUUUCUGAAUGCAAAUAUAAUUUCUGUCUUUUCACAAAGUUUACCAGCACAGCUGUCAUCAAACUAGACUCUGGAUUUACUGGAUACUUAAAGGCAUCUAACAACUAAAUCUGAAACAUACAGUAGACCAGUUGUUGUUUUGUCUUCUGUUGAUUUAGUUCAUCUUCUGUUUUCCUCAUUGGUACAUAGUGACAAGUAUUUUUGAAUCAUUUAGUUAAAGUCAGUGUUUUUUGUUUUUUAUUACACUUAAAGUUGUAUUUAUGUGAUUUUUAUUUGCUCACUGUCAUCGGCUUUGUUAAGCAUAUCUUUAAAAGAUAAGUAUGUUACUCACUCAGCUUCUUACCGCAGGAACACUGAAAGGUUUGAAGUAUUUGUUGUAUAUUUCUCCCACUAAUGAAGUUGGAGCAACAUUUGAAUCAACAUUUUUUGGUUGUGCCGGUUUGAGUUUCUUUAGGCCACACCAGUAACGUACUCGUGGAGCAGACGAGGUCAACGAUUUUCUUUUUCCUUUGCAAUAAAUUUACCUGAUGACCAUUUUA